AUGGCUAUCGAUGGAAUCCCCAAAGAAAUGCUCGCCGUGCAAGUCGUAGAGUUCAACAAGCCGUAUAAAAUCCACAAAAUCCCUACUCCGACGCAACUCGGCGACUAUGAAAUCCUGCUCAAGACCGUCGUCGCAUCUCUCUGCCACACGGAUUCGAUGGUCGCGGAGGGCAAAUUUCCCACAAAGCUACCCUGUAUCGCGUCACAUGAGGGGACAGGUGUCGUCAAGGCAGUAGGUUCCAAGGUAACCAAUUUCAAAGUGGGCGACAGAGUCAUGUCUGGUGUUCCCAAGAACGCGUGCGGGAGAUGCUACAAUUGCAAGGGGCCGAACGACUGGCAUCAGUACUGCGAGAACAUCGAAGGCCACAUUGGUGUCAUGGUCGACGGAGCUUUCGCAGAGUAUCACGUUGUCGACUGCAGAACUAGCUGCCACAUCCCAGACAAAGUCAGCUACGCCAGUGCCGCCCCUCUCGCCUGCGCGGGUUGUACCAUCUACCGAGCCCUGAUCGUCAGCGAGGUCAAGCAAGGCGACUGGCUGGCCAUUGUCGGCGCCGGUGGUGGGUUAGGCCAUCUCGGAAUACAGUUCGCGCUGGCCAAGGACAUUAACGUGAUUGCGAUCGACGCUCGAGACGAAGCACUAGAGCUAUGCAAGCAAGCCGGUGCCCAGCAUGUUCUUGACGCCAGAGACGGCAAAGAGAAAGUCGUCAAGGAUGUCAAAGCACUGACAGACGGAUUGGGAGUUCACGCUGCCAUCAAUGUCAGCGACCACGAAACCGCAGCCGAUACGGCCUGCGCUGUGACGCGGAUGCAUGGCACUAUGGUGCAGACCGCGCAGCCAGACCGCGUUUGCGUUGCUUUUCAAGAACUCGUCUUCCGCGACAUCCGAAUCAAGGGCACAUUGAUCGCAGGACAGGAAUACAGCCAGCAGAUGCUGGAUGAUGUGGCAAGGUACGAUAUCAAGGUCAAAACCAAUGUCUUCUACGGUCUGGAGGAGGUGACGAAGAUGGUGGAACUCGCUCAUUCGGGCAAGAUGCAGGGGAAGGCCGUGUGCGUGGUUGAUCGGGCCGAGUUUGAAAAGGAGAAGGCGACGGUGUAG
Capronia coronata CBS 617.96 is the source of this 1095-nucleotide messenger RNA. RefSeq lists its product as uncharacterized. The record is from RefSeq and is a predicted model, not a curated record. Gene Ontology annotation, molecular function: oxidoreductase activity. Lineage: Eukaryota; Fungi; Ascomycota; Eurotiomycetes; Chaetothyriales; Herpotrichiellaceae. Bases 1 to 1095 code for a protein of 364 amino acids. The transcript has 2 exons.